AUGCCCUCCGUCGAAAGCACCUCCGCAGUCUCGCGUGCUGGUAUUGCUACCUCUGCCACCGGCGAGCGUCACAUCCCCUCCUCCGUCCGCCCCGACGGCUCCGUUCGCAAAGAAAUUCGCGUGCGCCCAGGCUACCGGCCACCAGAAGACGUCGAGCUCUACAAGAACAGGACCGCCGAAGGCUUCAGAAACCGUGGCAAGGUUGGUGUGCCAGGUGCUGAAAACUUGAAGAAAGAGGAGGACCCCUCCAAGAGCAGCGUCGCAGCCAACAAGAACGCUAAGCGCAGGGAGGCAAGGAAGAAGGCUGCUGCUGAGAAAGAGGAGGAAAUUCCUGCUGAGUCUGCAGACCCUGCCGAGCCCGCCGAACCUGCGAAGCCGGUCGAUCCCGAGGCUGAGAAAGAAAAGGAAGCGAAGAAGCUGGUCAAGAAGCUGCGCCAGGCGCGAGAGCUGAAGGACAAGAAAGAGAAGGGCGAAGGACUGCUGCCAGAGCAAUUCCAGAAGGUCAUCAAGAUCAGCGAGCUUGUCAACCAGCUUGAGAAGCUCGGAUUUGAUGCACAAGGCGAGAAGAAGCCAGCUGAGACUUGA
Messenger RNA from Didymella exigua CBS 183.55, 585 nucleotides. RefSeq lists its product as uncharacterized. The record is from RefSeq and is a predicted model, not a curated record. Gene Ontology annotation, biological process: exon-exon junction complex disassembly. The coding region runs from base 1 to 585 and encodes 194 amino acids. The transcript has a single exon. Gene Ontology annotation, cellular component: cytoplasm; exon-exon junction complex. Lineage: Eukaryota; Fungi; Ascomycota; Dothideomycetes; Pleosporales; Didymellaceae. Gene Ontology annotation, molecular function: RNA binding.